Ctenopharyngodon idella (grass carp) is the source of this 6561-nucleotide messenger RNA. RefSeq names its product choline O-acetyltransferase a (gene chata). The transcript is spliced from 15 exons. Lineage: Eukaryota; Metazoa; Chordata; Actinopteri; Cypriniformes; Xenocyprididae. The coding region runs from base 622 to 2535 and encodes 637 amino acids. Gene Ontology annotation, cellular component: neuron projection; cytoplasm. Gene Ontology annotation, molecular function: choline O-acetyltransferase activity. The record is from RefSeq and is a predicted model, not a curated record. Gene Ontology annotation, biological process: acetylcholine biosynthetic process; neuromuscular synaptic transmission.
AAUAAAUAGGCUAUAAAGCGAUUAACCAAAACAGUUUUCUCUGGGGGAAAGAAAAUGUACACGAGGCUUUUUUUUUUUUUUUUCCUCCAAAACAGAAGUAAAUUGUAGCUAUUUAUCUAAAAGAAGAAGAAAAAACGAUUGCUUAUGGUGCAAGAUGGUCUAUAAUAAGACUUUCCACUUUUCGUUUUAAUUAAAUUAUCGAGCGCGUUCGCGUACGGACAUUUUUUUUUUUUCUCCGAGAUUUUGAAAGGUGGUCAUAAAUUUCUUUCAAGGACUUAACUUAAAGUAAGCAUGAGGUGGGCUGGCAGAUGCGGCAUCGAGCGAAUGGAGUUUAGUGGGAGGAGCCUAAGAAAGGUACCGCUCCUUCAGCAUCCUUCCCAAAGAGCAUCCUAAGAAGCUCCUGACUUGCAAUGAAUGGGACGCAAGUAUGCCGCCUGAAACAAAUUAACAGACACCAUUAACGGCACUUUCCUCUUAAUAAAAUACGCCGGGACUAUGAAUCUGGAUAAACCCUUUGAGACACCCGAGGACUCGACAAAGAGUAAGACAUUUUGAGGGAACUGGGAAAAGUGUCAGUGAGUGGAUUUUCAUCUUUCUUCACUGAAUUCUAUAACUUUGAGGAUGCCGGUUUUGAAAAGGGAACAAGCAAGAGACACGGGAGAUCCAAGUGGCCUUCCGAAGCUCCCAGUGCCCCCUUUGCAGCAAACACUGGACAUGUACCUGAAGUGCAUGAGUCACCUCAUACCAGAGGAGCAGUUCAGAAAGACAAAGGCUAUUGUAGAGAAAUUUGGAGCACCUGGUGGAAUGGGAGAAUUUCUUCAGAAAAAGUUACUGGAGAGAAGCGAUCUUAAGGCCAAUUGGGUGUAUGACUACUGGCUCGAAGACAUGUAUUUGAGCAACAGAUUAGCACUACCUGUCAACUCCAGUCCUGUUAUGGUCUUUCCUAAGCAGAACUUCAGGUGUCAAAGUGACGUCCUCAGAUUUGCUGCCCAUCUCAUUUCUGGCAUAUUAGAGUAUAAAUCUCUUAUUGAUGGGCGUGCCCUCCCUGUAGACUACGCUCGAGGGCAGCUGGCCGGGACGCCCCUGUGUAUGGAUCAGUACAACAAGGUCUUCACCUCGUACCGUCUGCCGGGGCCAAAAACCGACACUUUAGUGGCUCAGAAGAGCACAGUUAUGCCUGAGCCCGAACAUAUAAUAGUGGCUUGUAAGAAUCAGUUUUUUGUUCUCGAUGUGGUGAUAAACUUUCGUCGACUGAAUGAAAAAGACCUUUACACUCAGCUGGAGCGAAUCAGAAAGAUGGCAGACAUUGAAGAGGAGUGUCUGCCUCCUAUCGGUCUGCUCACAUCAGAUGGCAGAACUCAGUGGGCCGAGGCUCGCAGCGUACUUAUCAAAGAUUCUACCAACAGGGACUCUCUAGACAUGAUUGAACGCUGUCUGUGUCUGGUGUGUUUGGACGAGCCGUCUGGCAUUGAACUGACUGAUACCAAUCGAGCUUCACUGAUGCUCCACGGAGGGGGCAUGGAAAAAAAUGGGGGCAACCGCUGGUACGACAAGCCCAUGCAGUUUGUGAUAGGUGCAGACGGAUGCUGCGGUGUUGUAUGUGAACACUCCCCUUUUGAGGGAAUAGUGCUGGUGCAAUGUACAGAGUAUCUACUGAGAUACAUGAGAGGAAGCCCUUCUAAACUGGUGAGAGCGGCCAGCAUGAGUGAGCUUCCUGCCCCCAGACGACUGCGCUGGAAAUGCUCAUCAGAUAUCCAAAAGCUCCUCAUGGCCUCAGAAGAUAAAUUACAGAGACUUGUGAAAAAUCUGGAUAUGAAUGUCAGCAAAUUCACUGGUUAUGGCAAAGAGUUCAUCAAGAGACAGAAAAUGAGCCCUGAUGCUUAUGUUCAAGUUGCCCUCCAGUUUGCAUUUUACAGAUGUCACGGACGUCUAGUGCCCACCUAUGAAAGUGCAUCAAUACGCCGCUUUCAAGAGGGACGAGUUGACAACAUUCGCUCUUCCACACCUGAGGCCUUUGCAUUUGUGAAAGCUAUGGCCAACAGCUCCAAAAUCACUGAUGCUGAGAAAAUGGAGAUGCUUUGGACUGCCAUUAAAGCCCAAACCAAUUAUACAAUUCUAGCAAUCACUGGGAUGGCAAUAGACAAUCACUUGUUGGGGCUGCGAGAGAUUGCCAAGGAGCUAAAACUCGAAAAGCCAGAGCUGUUUUCUGAUACAACCUAUACCACCAGCAUCCAGUUCAUUCUAUCUACAAGCCAGGUUCCUACCACUGAGGAGAUGUUCUGCUGCUAUGGUCCUGUUGUCCCUAACGGCUACGGAGCCUGCUACAAUCCUCAGACGGACCACAUCAUCUUCUGUGUGUCAAGCUUCCGUGACAGUGCUGAGACCAGCUCAGAUUUGUUUGUGAAGACUCUUGAGGGAUGCCUGAAGGAAAUGCAAGAUCUAUGCCAAAAAUGCAACACUGAAGCUAAACCAGCUGAUUCCACAGAAGGGAUGGAGGGAACUCCCAAGGUAAUGAAGAAUGGAAGCAAGUCAUAGCAAAAAGCUAAAAUGUUUAAAUCGCAUGGAAGAUGCAGGAAGAAACCAAUGUGACUGUACAAAGAGUAAACAUUUCAGGAGAAAAUCAUAGUCUCAAAAAUAUAGCAAGGAUCAUGGACUGAUUUAGUGAAUACAUUUGAUAUGCAAAAGAAUUGAAGUAGGCAUUCCCCUUAGGUAUUUCCUCUAUAUUACAGAUAUAGAGAAGUGAUAUACAGAUUAUAACAGAAGUGGCAUAGAGAUUCUAUGGAGCUGCAGUCGCUUGACAAUAGUACUAAGUAGAUCUAUUUAGGUGUUUUGCAAUAUUUGGCCUAUGAGAGCAUACAGAUUAAAAAAGGAACAGAUGAAGCUCAGAUUCACAGUAGCUCCUGCCUUGGUCUGUCUCCAAGAAUCCUACCCAGUUUUUUAGUCUGUCUAAAGGCAAGCUCACACUACACUACUGUAUGACUACCUGAUUUGCUGUGGUGCUCACAGUACACAAGGUUUUUGUCAUCUGUAAUUGUCUGGUCAUAGCAGCGCACAUAAUAUCCAACACAACGAUGACGAGGUGCACAAACUACAAGACAUUUGGUCAAGAGGCAGUCCCGAAUAUAACAGCGAAAAAAGUUCUUACAAAAAUUCACAUGAGUAAUUCACGCAAGCGAUUAUGAGAUUUUUCCGUUUAUACCAUCUGCACUGUGAUUGGCUGGAUUAGUUCCAAUUUGUCGUUGCAUUGCACACACACUACAAGAUCACGUGGCGAUAUAUGAAACAGGUUUGAAAGUAUCGCAGCGUCUGUGAUUGCUCGAGACCAGUGCUGGGGUAACGCAUUACAAGUAACGCGAGUUAUAUAAUUAGAUUACUUUUGUCAAGUAACUAGUAAAGUAACGCAUUACUUUUAAAUUUACAACAAAAUAAGUUUACUUUUUCAAAUAAGUAGGCCUAACUCAAGUUACUUUGAUUUCCCAUUUAUUGACUGACAGCUCUCCUGUCCCCAUGUUGAAAUUGUGAGUAGGCUAAGUUCAGAGGCGUUGUGUGCGCUGUGUAAACAUGUUGGUUAUUCUAGACUAGUUUUAAGGCACGUUCACACCAAGAACGACAAAGAUAACGAUAAAUAUAGUUCCAAAAGUCAUUCUAAAAAUAGCACUGUCCACACCACAGCUAUAACGAUAACGAUAUAGAGAAACGAUAUCAUUGGGAUCACUUUCAGAACGAUUUUUUCCCCAGCUGUCAGUGUUUGAACAAUAAAACACUGACAGCCAAUCAGAAUCCAUUCUAAUUUAAGGGCUCGCGCAUUUAAAAUGGCAUACGACAUUACGGAGAAGUUAAUCGCCAUGGUCCAGAAAAAGCCACCGCUGUUUGACAAGUCAAAAAAUGAGAUCAUAAUGCCAGGCUAGCAAACAGUGUAAUAUAAAAUUACCUCAGGUAUCCAGCACUGGUUUCAACAACAUUGUCUUGAUUCCUUUGAAGUAGCAGUGAAAAACACUAGGCGUUGUUUUUAUUCCACUACUGACUUUCUCAGGUAAAUUCACUGUUAGAUUAGAUCGAUUGCACUAGCUAUUCACUCGAAACAGCAUGCUGAGGACAUCUGCUGGUUAAAGCCGUGUAAAUGCAACAAGAACAUGUUGUACACAUUUUAAAACCUCAGCGCGUGAGCUUAGAAUAAACAGACCGUUAUCGUUCGUUGGUGUGAACGCAAAUAGUUAUCGUUAUAGUUAUCGUUCUUGGUGUGAACGGGCCUUAGACUAAAUGUGAGCAUACUUUUACUCAUUUACUUCUCCUGCAGUGUUGCCAGAUUGGAAAUGUCCAAGUAUCGUACCAGAAGCUCAAAAUUAUCGUAUUUGGAAGAAAAUUAUCGUACACAAGUUUUUAGUAUAGAUAAAUUAACUAAUAACUAAUGAUUUUUACAAUGGAAUGAAUCAAUACUGAACUUACUUAAGCUGGACAAUCACACUAUUUUUAGCUGCUGUACAGACAAAAUUAUGUUCCCUCUAUCACUGUAAGCUACUUUGACACAAUCUUCAUUGUAAAAAGCGAUACUUUUAACUGACUGACUUUGCGAGGGAAAGGGCCUUUACAUUUUCCAAAAAUAUAACUUUUUUAUUGUUAUAAAAACAAACAAACAGUCCAGCCCAGAUGAGAAAAAUUAACGCAAAAGUAACAUAACAUUAAUUUCCAUAAAAAGUAACUAACACAUUUAGUUACUUUUUUAGGGAGUAACGCAAUAUUGUAAUGCAUUAAUUUUAAAAGUAACUUUCCCCAACACUGCUCAAAACAGGCUCAGAGCACGUCGCUGCUCAUACUUAAGGAGCAUCAGCGACCGCAAUGAGCACGGAUUUGGCCGCGACCUGGGGGUUUUGUCGCAGACCUUGAAAAUCUGUCUGUGACAGCAGAAUCCAGCCAAAAGUCAUGUAGUGUGAGCUUGCCCUAAAAGUAUAUUAUAGUUGACAAUGUCAAAGGCAGCAUUAAAAGGACAGUCCACCCAAAAAUGUACAUUCAGUAAUCAUUUCCCCAUCCUCAUGCCGUUCCAAAUCUGUAUGACUUUCUUUCUUUUGUGGAACACAAAAGGAGAUAUUUUGAAUGUUGUUUUUGUCCAAAAUAACACUGACUUGGUGCUUGCCGUCGGAAAUCAGACUGGAAUUUUUUAAAGUAGUUGUUUGUCUUUAUGAAAAAAAUAUGACAUUCUCAAUGAUGCUGCCUUUGAGAUCCUGUAGUUUAGUACGCAUAUGAAAAUUGUGAUAUGAUAGCCUAUAGCUGUUUACAAUCUAUACCAGUUUUUUUAAUGGUCAUGUCAGAGUCACCAUACCUUACGGUUAGUAAUGCUGUCAAGAUACAGUACUCUGAAUGACGACUCUGUGGAACAGGACCAGAAGCUGCUAUUUAACUUUAUCUUUGUGAGUCUCACAUUCACAUUUCAAAGUCUGUUUUAUGUAUUUUAAAUCAAAGAUCUAUCUGUUUAAAAUAAAUAAAUAUAUAUAUAUAUAUGGCAAAUUCUAUUUUGGGUCUGCAGUAUACAAAAAAAAUGUCAGGACCAGGCAUUAUAAUUUAUACUGUAUGGUAUUAUAGCUUUAAAGUGUGCUGUGGUUUAAGUGUUCUAUAAAUUGAAUUCUCAAUGGGCCAUAUUCUGAAAUGCACAGUCUGAGCUCCUAAAAACAAGCCAGUGUGCAUAAAUGUUUAAAGAAUAUCAUCCAUUGCAAACCAGCAUGUUGCAUGAACAUUGUUACGUCAUUCUAUUCUGUGGGGUUGUCUUGAUUUCCAAUGCAAUAAUAGUAACAGGGAUUUUUGAUUUCCAAUGCAAUAGCAGAAAUUAAUGGUUUAUUACAGUGGCAAAAGCUUUUUUUUUAGUACAAUCAUCAUUGUAUAUGUGACAAUGUUCUUAUAUUAAGUCUGAAAAUGACACUGACCUGUUGCACAGUAGGUCUAUACAGUAUAUCUAAACAAAAAAGAACAAUAUUUGAUGUUUGUCUAAUGUACACAGAUAAAGACUGAGUGAAAAUGUUUUUAUAUUGUGAAAUUCCAUUGAACACUGUGUUUUUCAAAUGUGUGUAAUUUGUAUAUCCUAUGUGUUGAACUAGUCAUGAUAGUAAUUGUAAAGUAUAGGUCUAAAAAAUCUAAAACAGUGAUGCCUUGAGAAAUGUAUUUUAGCACUUUAUAACUAGAUCAAAUAUGUACUGUAGUAAAAUAGCUUAGCUGAAAUUAACUAAUAAACCACUCAAUCAUGUUAUACUAGAUUAUAGAGAGAAUACGUAUACUGCAUAUAUAGAGAAAUUAUAGCCUUAGUAUUGGUAAUAGAAUAUGUCAGUAGUUGCACAUCUUGACCUCAUGUUGAGCAUGAAUACAUGAGAAUGAGGAAACAUGGGGAAAACAGCAAACAUGUGAAAGUGAAGUUGUAACAGAAUGUAUUUUGUUAAACUGGUGGUGUGCUUAAACUGUGAUGUUCUUUAUAUAUAUUUAUUUUUCUAAGUUAGAAUUUUCAAAAGAUAAAGGGUCUAUUUAUCAAUAUCACUGUAUGUUCAAAUGAUGCCAUAAAAAAAUACUAAUCAAAACCAA